Molecule: messenger RNA, 3148 nt
Organism: Sus scrofa (pig)
Lineage: Eukaryota; Metazoa; Chordata; Mammalia; Artiodactyla; Suidae
Gene: CDK18
Product: cyclin dependent kinase 18
Biological process (GO): protein phosphorylation
Cellular component (GO): cytoplasm; nucleus
Molecular function (GO): ATP binding; cyclin-dependent protein serine/threonine kinase activity
Source: RefSeq, a predicted model, not a curated record
CUCUUCCCUUCCUCCUCCUCCUCCUCCUCCUCCUCCCCCCUCCCUCCUCUUCCCCACCUUCCUCCACCCUCUCCCUUCCCCUCCCCUUCUCCCUCCUCCUCCUCCUCCUCCUCCUCCUCCUCCUCCUCUUCCAGCUCAGGUUGCAGCUUCUCUGGGGAGCCGCUCACCUUUCCGGAGCAGGGGAAGCCGCCCCGAGCCCGGGCAGGGACCCCAGCAGGGCGCAGGGCACAGAGCCCAGCCCCGCGGCAGCCCGGCCGUCGCGGGCGGGAGCCGGCGCGCCGCGGCCCCAGGACACGCGCGGACCCGGCUGCCUGGUCCCUGCUGAUCAUGAACAAGAUGAAGAACUUCAAGCGCCGCUUCUCCCUGUCAGUGCCCCGCACCGAGACCAUCGAGGAGUCCUUGGCCGAGUUCACGGAGCAGUUCAACCAGCUCCACAACCGGCGGCACCAUGAGGACCUGCAGCUCGAUCCCCUUGGCAGAGACCCCCAGCCAGAGUCCAGCACCUUCUCCCCGACAGACAGUGGGGACGACCCCGGGCAGCCGUCCCCUGGCAUGCAGUUCCGGCGGCAGAACCAGCGCCGCUUCUCCAUGGAGGACAUCAGUAAGAGGCUCUCUCUGCCCAUGGACAUCCGCCUGCCCCAGGAAUUCCUGCAGAAGCUACAGCUGGAGAGCCCAGACCUCCUCAAACGGCCCAGCCGAAUGUCCCGUCGCGCCUCCCUGUCAGACAUCGGCUUUGGGAAACUGGAAACAUACGUGAAACUGGACAAACUGGGGGAGGGAACCUAUGCCACAGUCUUCAAAGGGCGCAGCAAACUGACAGAGAACCUCGUGGCACUGAAGGAGAUCCGGCUGGAGCACGAGGAGGGGGCGCCCUGCACUGCCAUCCGGGAGGUGUCUCUCCUGAGGAACCUGAAACAUGCCAAUAUCGUGACCUUGCAUGACCUCAUCCACACGGAGCGCUCGCUCACCCUGGUGUUUGAGUACCUGGACAGUGACCUGAAGCAGUACCUGGACCACUGUGGAAACCUCAUGAGCAUGCACAACGUCAAGAUUUUCAUGUUCCAGCUGCUCCGGGGUCUUGCCUACUGCCACCGCCGCAAGAUCCUGCACCGCGACCUGAAACCCCAGAACCUGCUCAUCAAUGAGAAAGGGGAGCUGAAGCUGGCUGACUUUGGACUGGCCCGGGCUAAGUCAGUGCCCACGAAGACCUACUCCAAUGAGGUGGUGACCCUGUGGUACAGGCCCCCCGACGUGCUGCUGGGGUCCACAGAGUACUCCACCCCCAUCGAUAUGUGGGGUGUGGGCUGCAUCCACUACGAGAUGGCCACAGGGAGGCCUCUCUUCCCCGGCUCCACGGUCAAGGAGGAGCUGCACCUCAUCUUCCGGCUCCUCGGGACCCCUACCGAAGACACGUGGCCUGGGGUGAUGGCCCUGACCGAGUUCCGAGCCUACAACUUCCCCCGGUACCUCCCCCAGCCGCUCAUCAGCCAUGCUCCCAGGUUGGACACUGAGGGCAUCAACCUCCUGACCAGCCUCCUCCUGUAUGAAUCCAAGAGUCGUGUGUCAGCAGAGGCGGCCCUGAGGCACCCCUACUUCCGGUCCCUGGGGGAGCGUGUGCACCAGCUCGAAGACACUGCCUCCAUCUUCUCCCUGAAGGAGAUCCAGCUCCAGAAGGAUCCAGGCUACCGGGGCCUGGCCUUUCAGCAGCCAGGGCGAGGGAAGAACCGGAGACAGAGCAUCUUCUGAGCCCUGCCCGGAAAACGAGAGGUCACACUGAGCACAGCUGCGGCAAGAUGGGGCCCGGGUGGCCUCAGAGGACUGAGGAAUGAGGGCUAAUGGCCGGCCCAGAAGACUUCUCGGCAGCCCUGCUGGCCACGGCUGUUUCCUCUCCCUGCUUCCCACAUGUCUCCCCAGUGGCCUUGGCCUGGAUGCCAACCCCUCCAUCACCUGCCCUGGGGCUGGGCAUGAGCUGGCUCCCCAGGUGGAGGUGAGGGGACAGGGAGUGACCUCAGACACUUUCCACCCUGAAGUGCUCGGGCACCAGUGUGGACACGCACAGACAAGAGAAUCGAGAGGCCGGGCUGGGUGCUGUGCCUUGGAUGUGGGCACCACCAUGUCCCCACCCCACCCUGGGACUUGCCCACCUCAGCUGGGUCAGGUCCCUUUCAGGGCUCCUUAGAGCCCACACGUGAUUCCCCUUGCCCCCUCUGAGAGCGGGAGGCGACAUGGCACCUUGUCUGGGAUCCUGCAAUUCUGGGUGCCAACGUGUGUACCAAAGCCCUGCCCCCCACCUAAGGGGGUGGGUGUCCACAGAUCAACAGAGGGAAGGGUGGCCCUACCUCCUCCUCUCAACACCCCCCACUCCUCGCCAGAGGCCCCUUCUGCUGCUGGAUGCCCAGUUGAGUCCUGAGGUGGCCUGGUCCCGCCAGCUGCACGCCUGCCGGCUCCGCGGGGCCCCGCCCGUCUCCCCGGUCUGAAUGGGGUUGCCUUAAACCUGCAGGUGGAGAGCACACACUGCCCUUGGAGCCCUGAUCCGAGCUCCUGCCUAUCCACCCUUUCCCGAGAGCAGCUCCAGCUUAUCACCCCCGAGUGCCGAUAAGCCGCCCUGGGCCAGGGUUCCGAGGACAGUGCCCAGAUAUGCAGGGUCACCCUGACGCUGACGCGAGGCCGGCCUCAGCUCCCUGGGGCUGGCACAGCCUCCCUCACCCCCUCCUUCCCAGCCCCCACAACCCUGUCCUUGGUCCACCCUAUCCAGGCACUAGUCUCCCGGUGCCCCCAGCCUCCCUCGAGGGUGGUCACGAGAGGGAGGGUCAGCGCCACAGUCUGAUGUACAGGAAGGUGGCUCAGGACAGGACACGCUUUGAUCCUGAGAUCCUCACCCCUGGGGACCAGGAGCCUGAGGGACCGUGGCCCCCAAAGAAGGCACACCCACCGCCCUUAUGGAGCAUGCCUGUUUUAUUCCCCAAGGUCGUGGCGGAAUCUUGGAUGGCAAGGACAGGACUGUCCUCCCGCCCAACCCCCUCAGCCUAAGGAGCAGCCCUGGAGGGUCUUGGCUUCCCCACAAGUCCCUUCGCCCCUCCCCCACUGUACUGUGAAUGUCCAGUGACUCAGCACAAAGACAGAUAAUAUAUUUAAUUCAUGCUGUACA